Tigriopus californicus is the source of this 1002-nucleotide messenger RNA. RefSeq names its product V-type proton ATPase subunit E-like (gene Vha26). Gene Ontology annotation, cellular component: proton-transporting two-sector ATPase complex, catalytic domain. Gene Ontology annotation, biological process: proton transmembrane transport. NCBI's taxonomy places the organism in Eukaryota, Metazoa, Arthropoda, Copepoda, Harpacticoida, Harpacticidae. Bases 151 to 831 code for a protein of 226 amino acids. Gene Ontology annotation, molecular function: proton-transporting ATPase activity, rotational mechanism. The transcript has 5 exons. The record is from RefSeq and is a predicted model, not a curated record.
CAUCACUGUUUGAUCCUCAUUGUGUCAGUGUCGCUCUUCUGUUGAUCGGGUCAGAACUCUCAUUUUGUGGAUCCCAAAGAGGCGUUUCUCCCUUGCCCGCCCAAGUGGUUGAUUUUCGUGGUCCACUCGUACCCAGUCCCGCCUUUCACAAUGGCUUUAAGCGACGCCGAUGUGUCCAAACAGAUCAAGCAUAUGAUGGCCUUCAUCGAUCAGGAGGCCAACGAAAAGGCCGAGGAGAUCGAUGCCAAGGCCGAAGAGGAGUUCAACAUCGAGAAAGGGCGUUUGGUUCAACAACAGCGACUCAAGAUUAUGGAGUUCUACGAGCGCAAAGAGAAACAGGUCGAGCUGCAAAAGAAGAUCCAAUCGUCGAAUAUGUUGAACCAAGCUCGCUUGAAAGUGCUCAAGGCUCGGGAUGAUCACGUGUUGUCCGUGUUAGAGGAGGGCAAGAAGCGGAUGCUCCUCAUCUCACAAGAUCAGGCCAAGUACGCCCAAUUGAUCGAAUCCCUCAUUGCUCAGGGUUUGUGUCAAUUGAUUGAGGGUCAAGUGACGAUCCGUUGUCGUCAGGUGGACAAGACCUUGGUGGAAAAUGCCGUGACUCCGGCCGUCAAUAGCAUCAAAGACGUCAUCAAACGAGAUUGUCAGGUCAAGGUAGACAAUGAGAACUUCUUACCGACCAAUUGUGCUGGUGGCAUCGAGUUGUACACGCAAAAGGGCAAGAUCAAGGUGGACAAUACCCUUGAGGCUCGUUUGGCCAUGAUCGCUCAACAGAUCAUGCCCGAGAUUCGUGGCGCGCUUUUCGGAGCCAAUCCCAACCGCAAAUUUACUGAUUAGACGCCGCGUGUUGGUUUAUGAUUUCCAUUGAACUUGUUUUGAUUGCAUUUGCUUGAUCAACCUUAUCGUUGUCUCUACUAUUCAUUGUCGUUGUUGCUUUCGCUUGAAAGUGGCCAUGGUUUUCCGAUCUGAUAUGGAACAUGUUGGACAAUUAUAGAUCUCCAACUAAAA